This is a messenger RNA of Haliotis rubra (blacklip abalone), 2704 nucleotides long. RefSeq names its product JNK1/MAPK8-associated membrane protein-like. NCBI's taxonomy places the organism in Eukaryota, Metazoa, Mollusca, Gastropoda, Lepetellida, Haliotidae. The record is from RefSeq and is a predicted model, not a curated record. Gene Ontology annotation, molecular function: ubiquitin protein ligase binding. Gene Ontology annotation, biological process: response to unfolded protein. Gene Ontology annotation, cellular component: membrane.
CGAUGCGCAUGUCUGGUCGUUUUAUUUCCUGUUGUCACCAACACUUUUAAUGUUGUGUUCUAAAGUCCCAUUCUGAUGUUGCUCUUAUCCGACACCUCGUCAGACUUUAUUGUGAAAAUGAAUAUAGUGAAAACCUGUCCAGGGGAGUACUGUGGAAGAGAGGCCAUAGAUGCAGAUUGUGGGGCCUGUCCACGGGGGUACCAGCCCAGCAGCGAGUCUACCUGGUCCGAGUGUAUUGAAUGUAAUGGGAGUCUGGCCCUACAUGACUGGCUCUAUCUCGGCUUCAUGGCGCUGUUGUCUCUAGUCCUGCACUGGUUCUUUAUCGAUUUCAAAACUCGGGGCAAAAGAUUCAGGUCUGUGUUGGUGCUGCACCUGUCGGCCUUGGUGGAGAGCGCCAUUGCUGUAGUCCUCACGUUGUUGGUGGCCGACCCAGUGGGAUCCAUGCACAUACGAUCCUGUAAUGUGAACAAGUUGUCCGAUUGGUACACCAUGCUGUACAACCCAAGCCCCAACUACACAUUCACCCUACAUUGUACACAGGAGUUGGUGUACCCACUGUACACAAUGGUAAUGGUGUAUUACGCCAUAUCUCUGGUACUACUCAUGCUAAUCCGACCAAUCAUCUCGUACAAGUUUGUGGAAAGCCGCGGCACCAAGUCAAUAUAUGCUGCCCUAUACUUCCUCCCAAUCCUCAUCGUGCUGCAGGCUGUGUUUGGAGGUCUUCUAUAUUAUGCCUUCCCCUUCAUCGUCCUGGUUGUGUCAGUCGUGACCAGCGCAGUUCAUCUAGCUUCCAUGAAGGAUCAGAAAAUGAGGGAUCUUAUAGUCGACAGUUUCACAAAUGAAAGAAAUGCAACUAUUCUGAUUGGACACUGGCUUCUCCAUGCAUAUGGAAUCAUAUCUCUCACAUUGCUGAAACAACCCGUCCAAGCCCCUCUCAUAGCCUUGGUGCCAUUCCCUGCCAUUUUCUAUGUGUUAACGGUGAGGUUCUCUAAUCCAGAUAACCUUGGAAGGACCUGAGUUCCACAGAGCUGUUGUUUGUUGGUUAUGUCACAGUGUUCUAUAGGGGGCGGUGGGGUAGCCUCAUGGUUAAGGUGUUCGCUCGUCAUGUCGAAGACCCGGGUUUGACUCCCCACAUGGGUAUAAUGUGUGAAGCCCAUUUCUGGUGUCCCCCACCAUGAUAUUGCUGGAAUAUUGCUAAAAGCGGCGUAAAGCUAGUCACUCACUCACUCAUGUUCAAUACAGCCUCGUGUCUGCAAAGAAGAAAUGGAGGUUACUCUGCAGUGAGUAACCGUGGCAACAGCAGGAACCUUGACAGUUGAUGAUCUGCAGCGAUAUUCCUGGGCUUCUCUUUAAAACUAUGGACAUGUCUUCAAGGAUUACCAUGGUUACAGAUCUCCGUAAAUUCAUCAUUCCAUGUAGCUAUGUGUGGAUGUUGUUCUGAAGCUCUGAAGAUGAAGGCAGAAAAUGAGACCAGGGUGCUAAGUUGUCUCCCUCAGUUGCCAGGAUCUGCUAGUCUGGACUGAAUGCCAAUUAUGAUCCUUGAUCUGUCUCAUUCUCUCUCUGUUCCUCACUACUCUUUCAUUAAGACAUUUUCAUUUCAAACUGUGAUAAUGUGUAUAAUUAUUUUUGUCCCACUGGAACCUUGAUGUUUUCAGUGUUGUGAAUUACUAAGGGUAAGAUAAUGCAGUAAGGAUAGACUUAGUGAUAACAUUUGCAAAUCUAGCGUGAAGGUCUUAUCACAUGGUUGGGUUAUUUCAACAUAUCUGUAAGUCUUUCUCCUUAACUAUUGGUCACAGUGAAAAGUGUUCUAACAUUUGAUUCUGAACUGCUUGAAAGGUAUAAAUAAGCAGAGGUACCAACCCAUUCAAUAAUUUUCACAUUCAUAUUGACUUUACACCAGAAAUUACUACAGUACAGACAUCUCGGUGAAAGUAUGAAUUUAUAUGGAUGUCACGACACAUAAGUUUCAUGAAUCGAUACGUAUCACGAUACCCAUGUCACGAUUUGAUACGUAACAUGAUACCUAUUUUCGGAGCAUUAUUGCAUAAAUUUAGUUACGUUUUGAACAUUAAUAUUUCAUAUUUUAUAAUUGUCCAUGAAAAGAUCUACAUUUGUGAUUCUCAUCUCAUUGUAACGUCAGGGCAGUGGGGUAGCCUAGUGGUUAAAGCGUUGGCUCGUCACGCCGAAGACCCGGGUUCGAUUCCCCACAUGGGCACAAUGUGUUAAGCCCAUUUCUGGUGUCCCCGCCGUGAUAUUGCUGGAAUAUUGCUAAAAGCGCGUAAAACUAAACUCAGUCAGUCAGUCAGUCAUUGUAACGUCAUCAAUAACACUUCCGUCCAUCAAAAUACUCAAGAUCUCUGAUUCUCAACCCAAAAAAGGUUGGGCACCUCUGGUAUAAGUACAAUUAAGCAGUGUACUAAAGUUAGCUCAGAAAGCUCAGUUAAGUCCUAGGAAGUACUAAGAAUUUGGAGGUCACAAUAUUUUGGGGAAAAGAAAGUUCACCCAAUGCGACAUCAUAGGAUAGCUUGUUAGAUCUUAAUGCAAAGAUAACAAUCUGAUCUGAAUAAGAUUGCCAGGUGACAGUGAAUUCAUUGCACCGGAAUCUCAAGUUCUGAUCGUAACAAUGAAAUGUGAUUUGUAUUUCAGAGCAUGGCCUGAGUACAUCUUGUUUAUUUCUGUUUAAAUAAAAGAAUAUUUGAACGCC